GUUUGUUGAACCCCUCCGUACCAGCUUUUACCAACUGGGUUCCCUUGAAUAAUGACGUAAAAAAAAAAACCUCAAACAAAAAAACCUCUCACCCACAAACUGCAUCCUUCCAACAAUUAACUGUCUUUCAUGUUCUCCACUGACCCCAUACACAGAGAGAGAGAGAGAGAGAGAGAGAGAGAGAGAGAGAUGGGAGAUCACUUGGGCUGGGCCCCAACUGGGUCCCCCUUGCUCACCGAUAGAGACGAUGGCCAUUGGAGGCAUUUCGAUAACUCUGUCAAUGCUCUCUCUUUUGGGUUCGUUGCCACUGCCGUUUUGAUUUCCAUGUUUCUGUUCAUGGCGAUUUUUGAGAAAUUCCUCAGACCCAACUCGCCGGAGUCGUCGCCAGCGGCGGACGGACGGCGGCGCAAUCGGCAGGACGUUGAGUCCCAGUUGAGCUUCAAUGGGAAGCUUCGUGUUCAGUCGCCCAAAGCACCUGUAAAUGCUAGAGAAGUUUCAGUGUUGAUGCCCGGAGAAAACACUCCUACGUUCAUCGCCAAUCCAGCUCCGGCGCCUUGUCCCCCAGAGCGGAUCUCAUGGCCCACCCAUCAACCUAAGUCAUUUCCCACUAUCUCCCGCAACUCCAAUUCAAGCGCAAGCCCAAGCUCGAUUUGAAAGAGCUUACCACUGGAACCAUACCUCAAGCUCUGUAGUUAUGCAGUAAUAUAUUGAAGAUCUCUCGCUAGAAAUGAGAAUUUAACAUAACGGUUUUUACACCUAGGUUCUUGAAUCUCAUGUGUAUAGUAUUCGCGCGGUCAUGAUGGAUAAACAUUGGUUGAUUCGUAGUUUUUAAUUGGCUUUUAGAAGAUUAGAAUGUAGCUUGUAAUCUCCUUGUAAAGAUUUGUGGGCUAAACUAUUUAAGUA
Molecule: messenger RNA, 903 nt
Organism: Rhododendron vialii
Lineage: Eukaryota; Viridiplantae; Streptophyta; Magnoliopsida; Ericales; Ericaceae
Exons: 2
Coding region: 130-654 (174 amino acids)
Source: RefSeq, a predicted model, not a curated record